AUGGCCAGCCUGGCCGCCAAGGAUGCCUACCUACAGGGCUUGGCGAAGAAGGUCUGUGGGCAGCGCCCCCCGGAGCCGCGGAAGAGGAAAUAUGAGUCUAAGCCAGGCCAGCAUGGUGAUGCUGACAGACAGCUCAAGAAAAAGAAGAAAAGGAAACCCGGGAAGACAGUUGAGAAGACAAAUGCUCCUUCAGGCAAACAAGUGACGUCUAACACUAAUAAACCCACUCCAGGACAGAAAGCAGCCCCACAGGCCAGCAAAUCAUCUCCACAGGGUGUUACACAGAGCAGCAAUGAGAGUUUGGGUGCAGGAAACAAAAGUGAAGUGGGAUCCCCUUCUUUUUUCGCAAUGAAUCUCUUGCGUCAGAGACUACAUGAGAAGAUUAAAAAAGCUUCUGGACAA
Mesitornis unicolor (brown roatelo) is the source of this 402-nucleotide messenger RNA. It is a transcript of the gene SURF6, whose product is annotated as surfeit 6. Lineage: Eukaryota; Metazoa; Chordata; Aves; Mesitornithiformes; Mesitornithidae. Gene Ontology annotation, molecular function: RNA binding; DNA binding. Gene Ontology annotation, biological process: ribosomal large subunit biogenesis; ribosomal small subunit biogenesis. Gene Ontology annotation, cellular component: nucleolus. The transcript is spliced from 3 exons. The annotation marks the transcript as partial. The record is from RefSeq and is a predicted model, not a curated record.